CCGGCCGAGCGCCGGGGUCCCGCCAGGCCCCGCCAGCCCCGCAGCGCAGGUGCCCGCCCUGGGCCCGCUCACCGCCUCCGAGCCCCCGCUCCUUGACCCGUGGGCUGCCGCCCUGCCAGGCCCGGGAUGCCCUUUCGCCGCGGGACCCGUCCCUGGCCCGGAGCGCCCCGUGGGCCUGGGGCCGCCGUGACGCGCCCCCGCCGGGCCGGGCCCCCCCCGGGGCCUGCGCUGCCCCCCGCGCGCGGGCUGCCCGCGGGCCGGAGCCGCCCCUGCCGCUGUCUGACCCUGGCGUUUAAUCCCCCGCAGAUGUGGCAGCCGAGGGACCGCACCGGGAGCGCGGAGCCGCCCCUCAGCCGCCGGCCCCCGCGCCGGGACUGGCGCUCGCUGCUGCUGGACCUGGAGCGGAUGGUGCCGUGGCCCCGCGAUGGGGGAGCGCCCCACACCGAGAUACAGAUACUGGCAAACGUCCUGGGUUACAUCCUGUACCUGCAGAAGACGCUGAGCAUCACCCAGCUGAUGUCAGGCCAGUCUGGUGACAGUGACACUGCAGAGGAGAGACAGAGCACUAGAGCCACAUGCAGGCAGCGGCUGGUGUUCUACAAGGAAGAGGAGGGGGAGGUGAAGGGGACUGGUGACCCCUGGCUCUGCCCUACCAAGCUGUACUGGGAGACAGUGGGCUGGGACGAGGUGGUCCCCCUGUCCCCAACCCCACGACAGAAGGGGCUGCUGGGGCUCAGCCCUUCCCUGCUGGCCUCACCAACCCCCCCGGGGCCCCCUGAAGGGGUGAUUCGAGGUGAGUUUGGGGGAGCUGGGGAGGUGACCAGCGUGUGUCUGUCUGUCUGUCUGUCUGCUCAGUGUCGCUGUCCUCCAGAUCUCUUCCCAGACGUCUACCUCGGCACACAGGGGACACAACUGUCCCCACAGGCCCCAGCAGUGGCACAGCAGGAGCCGGUGGCCAGUGGCAGCCGGGUGACCCCCAGGCCGGUCCCAGCAGGGACAGGGAAGCGACGCCGGAGGCGAGGAGAGGCUGGCUCCCCCUGCCCCAAGAAGAAAUGUGUGAAUGGGUUCAUCAUGUUCUGUCGUCUCAACCGCAGACCCUACAUGAGCACCCACCCGGGGCUGACCUCCAUCGCGGCCACAUGCGAGCUGGCGCAGCUCUGGCGCAGCCUCAGCCCCGAGGAGCAGCGCCCAUACUGCCUGCAGGCCCGGCGCUUCAGCCGUCAGCAGGACCGGGUGGUGCGGCUGGACAAGGACAGGGAUGGGGACGGGGACACUGACCCUCCCCUGCCCUCCUGGCUGCUGCUGGCCGCUCGAGCUGCCGAGCUUAGGCAUCACUCUCUGAAACCCUGAUGUUUCCUCCUCCUGUCUCCAGCCCUGUUUCCGUCCUCCCUCCAUCCCUGUCCCCAUCCCCACCCUGGGAUCAGCUCCGUUCCUCAUGAGUUUAGCUCCAAGCUGAAUAAGCGGUUGGGGUGAGGAGUGCCAGGCCUGCUCUGGAGGGGAAUAGGCAUCUCUGGGAACAGCUGGGGCUUGCUGGGGACACCUGAGGCCCCCUGGGCCAGUGGCCAUCCCCGAUGAGCACUCACUGAGUUGGGCAAUAAAACUCUUUCUGUGUCUGUGUC
This is a messenger RNA of Colius striatus (speckled mousebird), 1619 nucleotides long. RefSeq names its product meiosis initiator (gene MEIOSIN). The transcript is spliced from 8 exons. The record is from RefSeq and is a predicted model, not a curated record. The coding region runs from base 127 to 1350 and encodes 407 amino acids. Lineage: Eukaryota; Metazoa; Chordata; Aves; Coliiformes; Coliidae.